Messenger RNA from Sorex fumeus (smoky shrew), 1837 nucleotides. It is a transcript of the gene NR6A1, whose product is annotated as nuclear receptor subfamily 6 group A member 1. NCBI's taxonomy places the organism in Eukaryota, Metazoa, Chordata, Mammalia, Eulipotyphla, Soricidae. The record is from RefSeq and is a predicted model, not a curated record. Gene Ontology annotation, biological process: regulation of DNA-templated transcription. Gene Ontology annotation, molecular function: DNA-binding transcription factor activity; sequence-specific DNA binding; zinc ion binding. The transcript has 10 exons. Bases 171 to 1613 code for a protein of 480 amino acids.
GGCGCGGCGCGGAGGGGCGCGGAGCCGGCGGCUCGGGGCCCAGAGAGCGCGGCGGCCGGGAGCCCGCCGGCCCCUGACAGCCCCCUCCCCCCGGCGGGCGACGACGACGACGACGAGGACGCCGCUCAUGGCGGAGCGGCGAGCCCAGCGCGGGCCCUGAGCGCCGCCGCAUGGAGCGGGACGAGCGGCCGCCCAGCGGAGGGGGAGGCGGCGGGGGCUCGGCGGGGUUCCUGGAGCCCCCCGCCGCGCUCCCCCCGCCGCCGCGCAACGGUUUUUGUCAAGACGAGUUGGCAGAGCUUGACCCAGGCACCAUUUCUGUUCCAGAUGAUCGGGCUGAACAACGCACCUGCCUCAUUUGUGGGGACCGCGCCACAGGCUUGCACUAUGGAAUCAUCUCCUGUGAGGGCUGCAAAGGGUUUUUUAAGAGGAGCAUUUGCAACAAGCGGGUAUACCGGUGCAGUCGUGACAAGAACUGUGUCAUGUCUCGGAAGCAGAGGAACAGGUGCCAGUAUUGCCGCCUUCUCAAAUGCCUCCAGAUGGGGAUGAAUCGGAAGGCAAUCAGAGAAGAUGGCAUGCCUGGAGGCAGGAAUAAGAGCAUUGGGCCUGUCCAGAUAUCCGAGGAAGAGAUUGAGAGGAUCAUGUCUGGGCAGGAAUUCGAGGAGGAGGCCAAUCACUGGAGCAACCCUGGUGACAGCGAUCACAGUUCGCCUGGGAACAGAGCUUCAGAGAGCAACCAGCCCUCUCCCGGCUCCACCCUGUCCUCCAGUAGGUCGGUGGAGCUCAAUGGAUUCAUGGCCUUCAGGGAACAGUACAUGGGGGUGUCUGUCCCGCCACACUAUCAGUAUAUACCGCACCUUUUUAGCUACUCUGCCCACUCGCCACUGCUGCCCCCCCAAGCUCGCAGUCUGGACCCCCAGUCUUACAGCCUGAUUCACCAGCUGGUGUCGGCCGAGGAUCUGGAGCCGCUGGGCACACCGAUGCUGAUCGAGGAUGGAUAUGCUGUGACCCAGGCCGAGCUGUUUGCCCUGCUCUGCCGCCUGGCUGACGAGCUGCUCUUUAGGCAAAUUGCCUGGAUCAAGAAACUGCCUUUCUUCUGUGAGCUCUCAAUCAAAGAUUACACGUGCCUGCUGAGCUCCACGUGGCAGGAGUUAAUCCUGCUGUCCUCCCUCACUGUCUAUAGCAAGCAGAUCUUUGGGGAGCUGGCCGACGUCACUGCCAAGUACUCGCCUUCCGAUGAAGAGCUGCACAGAUUCAGUGAUGAAGGAAUGGAGGUGAUCGAGCGGCUCAUCUACCUGUAUCACAAGUUCCAUCAGCUGAAGGUCAGCAACGAGGAGUAUGCGUGCAUGAAAGCGAUUAACUUCCUAAACCAAGAUAUCAGGGGUUUGACGAGUGCCUCGCAGCUGGAACAGUUGAACAAGCGAUAUUGGUACAUUUGCCAGGAUUUUACUGAGUAUAAAUACACACAUCAGCCGAACCGCUUUCCUGACCUCAUGAUGUGCUUACCUGAGAUUCGGUAUAUUGCAGGAAAGAUGGUGAACGUGCCCCUGGAGCAGCUGCCCCUCCUCUUCAAGGUGGUGCUGCAUUCCUGCAAGACAAGCGUGGGCAAGGAGUGAGCCGCCCGGGACGGGGGCGCGGAGCAGCCCGCCCCGUGGCUUCCGGAGCAAGAAGAGUUUGUUUGUUUGUUUGUUUGUUUGUUUUUUAACCUCAUUUUUCUAUAUAUUUAUUUCACGACAGAGUUGAAUGUAUGGCCUUCCACACGAUGCACAGGCUUUUGUGUGAAUGCAGCCGAUGCAUUUCCUUGCAGUUUACAGAAUGUGAAGAUGUUUAAUGUCACAGU